AUGAACCCGGCACAGGGCAUGCGCGUGAGCUCCGCCCCGGGACAGGCGCGCGCGGCAAACUUGUUUCGGGCCGGGCCGGCCAUGGCGGUGCUGCACUACUACCAGCGUCCCGGGGCGGAGAGCGUCCCCGACUCCCUGCUGCGCUCGGCCCAGGCCGUGCUGGGGGGCGUCCGGGCCCUGCAGCGGGAGCUGUGCUACAACGUCAGCUGGACAGGCGCGUCCCCCCCCAGCCCCCGGGAGACCGAGCUGCUGCACUGGCUCUUCGGCUGCCCCUUGGAAUCCGGAGACGUGGCCACCGAGUCCUUCCUGCGCCCGGCGCCUACCGACCUGCUGAUGGAGAUCGGGCCGCGGCUGAGCGUCUCCACGGCGUUCAGCACCAACGUGGUGUCCGUGUGCCGGGCCGCGGGGCUGGCCGGCGUGGGGCGGGUCGAGCGCUCCCACCGCUACCUGCUGCAGUGCGCCCAGCGCCCCACGCCCGCCCAGGAGGCCGCCCUGGAGGCGGCGCUCAGCGACCGGAUGACGGAGCAGCGCUACCGGGAGCCGAUCCGCAGCUUCGCCGUGGCCGCCCGCCCGGCCCCCACCUGGCACGUGGACGUGCUGGGGGGGGGCCGCCCCGCGCUGGAGAGAGCCAGCCAGGAGCUGGGCCUGGCCUUCGGCGCCUGGGACCUGGAUUUCUACACCGAGCUCUUCAGGGGCUUCGGGCGCAACCCGACCAGCGUGGAGUGUUUCGACCUGGCCCAGUCCAACAGCGAGCACAGCCGACACUGGUUCUUCAAAGGGCGCCUCCUGGUGGACGGGGAGGAGGUGGCGGAGUCGCUGUUCGAGUCCAUCAUGCGCACCCAGGAGAGCAGCAACUCCAACAACGUCAUCAAGUUCUCCGACAACAGCAGUGCCAUCCAGGGCAGGGACGUGUGGUCCCUGUGGCCCCGCGACCCCUCCCGCCCCAGCCCCUUCGAGAAGAGACAGUCGACCCGGCACGUCAUCUUCACUGCCGAGACCCACAACUUCCCCACGGGGGUGGCCCCCUUCAGCGGCGCCGCGACGGGGACGGGCGGGCGGAUCCGGGACGUGCAGUGCACGGGGCGCGGGGCCCACGUCAUCGCCGGCACGGCCGGGUACGGCUUCGGGAACCUGCACAUCCCUGGCUACCCUCUGCCCUGGGAGGACCCGGCCUUGCCGUACCCCCAGAACUACGCCCACCCCCUGCAGGUGGCGCUCCGGGCCAGCGACGGCGCCUCGGACUACGGCAAUAAAUUCGGGGAGCCGGUCCUGGCCGGGUUCGCCCGUUCCUUCGGCCAGCAGCUCCCCGACGGGCGGCGCCGCGAGUGGAUCAAACCCAUCAUGUUCAGCGGGGGGAUCGGCGCCAUGGAGGCCAGUCACGUGCGCAAGGAGCCCCCCGAGCCCGGGAUGCAGGAGGUGAAAGAGGGGGGCCCCGUGUACCGGAUCGGAGUCGGGGGGAGCUCGGCCUCCUCCAUCCAGGUGCAGGGGGACAACGCCAGCGAGCUGGAUUUCGGGGCGGUGCAGCGGGGGGACCCCGAGAUGGAGCAGAAGAUGAACCGGGUGCUGCGGGGCUGCGUGGAGAGAGGGGAGGCCAACCCCGUCUGCAGCCUGCACGACCAGGGGGCCGGGGGCAACGGGAACGUGCUGAAGGAGCUGAGUGACCCAGCCGGGGCCGUGAUCUACGCCAGCCGCUUCCAGCUGGGGGACCCCACGCUGAGCGUGCUGGAGAUCUGGGGGGCCGAGUACCAGGAGUCCAACGCCCUCCUGCUGCGCCCCCCCGACGCCGAGCUGCUGCAGCGCCUGGGCCGGCGCGAGCGCUGCCCCGUGGACGUCGUGGGCACCGUCACCGGGGACGGCCGGAUCGUGCUGGUGGACGACCUGGAGGCCCCGGUGACGGACGUGGGGCCGGGGAAGCCCAACGGGAAGAGGACGCCGGUCGACCUGCAGCUGGAGAGGGUGCUGGGCCGCAUGCCACGGAAGGAAUUUGUCCUGUCCCGCCAGAGCCCCGCCCUGCGCCCCCUGCGCCUGCCCCCCGGGCUGAGUGUGGGGGACGCCCUGGAGCGGGUCCUGCGGCUGCCGGCCGUGGCCAGCAAACGCUACCUGACCAAUAAGGUGGACCGGUCGGUGACGGGGCUGGUGGCCCAGCAGCAGUGCGUGGGGCCCCUGCACACCCCCCUGGCCGACGUGGCCGUGGUGGCCCUGUCCCCCUUCGAGAGGGUGGGGGCGGCCACGGCCCUCGGGGAGCAGCCGCUCAAGGGGCUGGUGGACCCGGCCGCGGGGGCCCGGCUGGCCGUGGGGGAGGCGCUCACCAACCUGGUCUUCGCCCGCGUCACCGACCUGCGGGACGUGAAGUGCAGCGGGAACUGGAUGUGGGCGGCCAGGCAGGCGGGCGAGGGGGCGGCGCUGGUGGACGCCUGUGGGGCCAUGUGCCAGGUCAUGGCCCAGCUGGGGGUCGCCGUGGACGGGGGCAAGGACUCGCUCAGCAUGGCGGCCCGCGUGGGCCCGGACGUCGUCGUGGCGCCCGGGACACUGGUCGUCUCCGCCUACGCCGUGUGUCCGGACAUCACGGCCACCGUCACACCCGACCUCAAGUGCCCCGACGGCCAAGGGGCCCUGCUGUACGUGGGGCUGGGCCCCGAACGGCACCGGCUGGGGGGCAGCGCCCUGGCUCAGUGCUACUCCCAGCUGGGCGAUCGCUGCCCCGACCUGGAGAGCCCGGGGGCCCUGGCGGCCGCCUUCCGCCUCACCCAGCGGCUGCUGCAAGAGUCGGUGCUGAGUGCGGGGCACGACGUGAGCGACGGGGGGCUGGUGACCUGCCUGCUGGAAAUGGCCUUCGCCGGGAACUGCGGGCUGCAGGCCGAGCUGGUGGCCCCCGGAGCCAGCGCCCGGGAGGUGCUGUUUGCCGAGGAGCUGGGCCUGGUGCUGGAGGUGCCCAGCGCGGCGGCGGGAGACGUCUGCAGACGGUACGAGGAGGCCGGAGUGCGGUGCCUGCCCAUCGGGCACACGGGCCCCCUGGGCCCGCAGGCCAUGGUGCGGCUGCGGGUGAACGGGCAGGAGGAGCUGGCGCGCCCCGUGGGGGAGCUCCGGGCCCUCUGGGAGGCCACGAGUUUCCAGCUGGAGCGGCUGCAGGCGUCACCCCACUGCGUGGAGCAGGAGGAGAGGGGGCUGGCGCGGCGCGUGGGCCCCACCUUCACCCUGACCUUCGACCCUGCGGUCAAGCCCCCGCUGCUGCGCCAGCUGGCCCAGCCCGGCCCGCGCGUGGCCGUCCUGCGGGAGGAGGGCAGCAACGGGGACCGCGCGAUGGUGGCAGCGUUCGUCCUGGCCGGGUUCCAGGCCUGGGACGUGACCCUGCAGGACCGGUGCGCGGGGGAGGUGACUCUGGAGUCCUUCAGGGGCCUGGUCUUCGUGGGGGGCUUCAGCUCCGCGGACGUCCUGGGAUCUGCCAAAGGCUGGGCAGCUUCGGUGACCUUCAACCCCCGGGCCCGGGCCGAGUUCGAGGCGUUUCGCCGGCGCAGGGACACGUUCAGCCUGGGCGUCUGCAACGGCUGCCAGCUGAUGGCGCUGCUGGGCUGGGUGGGGGGCGAGAGCCCCCGGAGCGACGCCGCGGAGGGGGCCGCCCGCCCCGGGGUGCUGCUGGCCCCCAACGACUCGGGCCGGUUCGAGUCGCGUUUCGUGGCGGUGGCCGUCGAGGAGAGCUCGGCCGUGAUGCUGCGGGGCAUGGCCGGCUCCACCCUGGGCAUCUGGGUGGCACAUGGAGAAGGUCGCAUGCGGUUCCGCUCCCCCGAGGUGCUGGCUGCCGUGACCUCGGGGCACCUGGCCCCACUGCGCUACGUGGACGACCAGGGCCAGCCCACCCAGCAGUACCCCCUGAACCCCAACGGCUCCCCGCUGGGCGUCGCCGCGCUCUGCUCGCCCGACGGCCGCCACCUGGCCAUGAUGCCGCACCCCGAGCGCUGCGUCCUGCCCUGGCAGUGGGCCUGGAUGCCGCCCGCCUGGCGCCAAACCAUGGAGGUCUCGCCCUGGCUGCGCCUCUUCCAGAACGCCUGCGAGUGGUGCCUGCGCCAGCCCUGCGACGGCGCCGCCCGGGGCAGCCAGCCGAGGGCUCUCGGGGCGGGGGAACCGCAGAGCAAACGGGGCCGAGCAGCCCCGGACGCUGGGGAUUGUUCCAAUACUUCGAUUUAGCAACCGGCACGAACCAGCCUCUGUGUUACCUCCCUGCUCCCUUAGAGUCCAAACCCGCAGCUCCCUUCAGUGCCCGGCCCCCGGCCAGACACACGCGGCAGAGACGACGACGGUUCCUGAACAUCUGA
Mauremys reevesii (Reeves's turtle) is the source of this 4310-nucleotide messenger RNA. RefSeq names its product phosphoribosylformylglycinamidine synthase (gene PFAS). Bases 1 to 4182 code for a protein of 1393 amino acids. The record is from RefSeq and is a predicted model, not a curated record. Gene Ontology annotation, biological process: 'de novo' IMP biosynthetic process. NCBI's taxonomy places the organism in Eukaryota, Metazoa, Chordata, Testudines, Geoemydidae. The transcript is spliced from 29 exons. Gene Ontology annotation, molecular function: phosphoribosylformylglycinamidine synthase activity.